AUGUGCGUUUUAUGCAACAAAGUUUUGGGCAAUGACGCUAUGAAACCAUCUAAACUGCAAGAUCAUCUGAGAAGAUGCCACCCUGAUAAAACAGAGAAAGAUUUGAAAUACUUUCAAACACUCAAAGAUAAAUUUCAGAAGAGACCUACACUGGACAGAAUGUUCGCUUCGACGUCACAAAGAAAUGAUGAUGGUUUGCGGGCGUCUUACAAUAUCUCGUUACUUAUAGCAAAAUCCGGAAAACCGCAUACUAUCGGAGAGAAGUUAAUUUUGCCAGCCGUUGAAGAGGUUUUAAAAACUGUUUUACACAAACCUGCAUCUGAUACCAUUAAAAGAAUUCCCUUAAGCAACAAUACUGUUGAAAGACGUAUUGAUGAAAUGAGUUCUGAUAUUGAAAGCUUCUUAUGUAAUUAUUUGCAAACGACCCAUUUCUCUAUACAACUGGACGAGUCACCUUUACCUGAUAAUGCAGCAUUAUUAUUGGCAUAUGUUCGUUUUAUUAUGAAUCAAGAAAUCUACGAAGAACUGCUCUUCGCAAGAAUGUUGAUAACCGACACUAAAGGUGAAUCAAUAUUUCAUGUUUUGAAGGAUUACUUCAUUGAGAAAGCAAUUCCUUUAUCAAAUAUAAUAUCAGUAGCUAGAGAUGGAGCACCUGCCAUGGUUGGACGUUAUCGUGGAUUUAUAAGCUAUUUAAAACAAAAUGUGUCAGGGGUGUUAGCAAUACAUUGCGUUUCCAUCGACAACAUUUAG
This is a messenger RNA of Acanthoscelides obtectus, 750 nucleotides long. NCBI's taxonomy places the organism in Eukaryota, Metazoa, Arthropoda, Insecta, Coleoptera, Chrysomelidae. The record is from the annotation of a GenBank genome assembly.